UCGGCUUUCAGCCACUAAUUUCCAAAGCCAAUUUUCUCGUUUCGCCUUUCCUUCUCCCAUCUCUCUCGACGAGGCUCGCCAUCGCCGCCAUUCCCAUUCGCCUCCUCCUCCUCUUCUCCACCUCCGCAAAACCCUAGCCGCCGACCCCUCGAAUCCCCUACCAGCGCCCGAAUCCCGGCCUCAGUCGAGCUAGGGCUCGCCGAUUUCUGGCCGGGCCCGUUGAAAUUUCGGCCGGUCUUUUCGGGUGAAUCCUUCGGUUUACUCUGAGGGGAUUUUUUUGAUUUCUGCGGCGCACGAUGGGGAGCAGAAGGGAGGAGGAGAGGAACGAGAAGAUCAUCCGCGGCCUCAUGAAGCUGCCGCCCAACCGCAAGUGCAUCAAUUGCAACAGUGUGGGGCCACAAUAUGUGUGUACCAAUUUCUGGACCUUCAUUUGCCUGUCAUGUAGUGGAAUCCACCGUGAAUUCACUCACCGUGUUAAGUCGGUGUCAAUGUCCAAAUUUACUACCCAAGAAGUGCAGGCCCUUGAACAGGGAGGUAACCAGCGAGCACGUGACAUCUACCUAAAGGAUUGGGAUUGGCAACGAAUGAGGUUGCCUGCCAAUACCAAUCCAGAUAGGAUAAGGGAGUUUAUCAGGUCUGUUUAUGUGGAUAAGAAGUAUGCUGGUGGAUCCUCUAACAAACCAGCCACAGAUAGUGAGAGUAUCAAGGGCAACGGCAAUGACAUGAGAAGACCUAGCUCUUAUCAUUCGUAUUCCCAGAGCCCGCCCUAUGAUUUUCAGUAUGAAGAUAGACGAUAUGGUAAGCAAGUCGACACACUUGCUAGAAGGCCUUCAGAUAGAGCGCUCUUCGAUGGGAAACUUGGCAACUUACUAUUCAGUCCAGGUCGUUUGCGAGAGCAGAUGAAUGAAGACCGUUUUGCUAAUGAAAGUUCAGGAUCAAGGUUUUCUGACUUCUCAGCCUCAAGCACUGGUGACUUUAGAAAUGAUGUGCUUUCUCCUAGCUCUCAGGAGACAGGCUACAGCAGUCCCUCAGUCCACCAUUCAAGAAAUGUCUCUGCUGACAAUCCUCAAUCCCAGAAAUACCCUAAUGCAGCUUCGCAAAUAGAUUUCAAUGGAGUUCGGCGUUCACAGCGAACAGCUUCUUCUGGAAGUUUUGGAUCAUUUGAUGGUAGCUCAGUUUCCAACAAAUCAUUUGAAUCAGGUAACCCGCCUGAUGCACCAACAGAACAGUCAGCCCAUUGUGCUGUAAACAAUCAGACUGUGGCUUCUCCCGAGGCUUGUUCGACACAACAAUAUGCCUCGCCACCCAACAAUCACAACUUGGUACCUCAGAAACCUGCUGAUUUAGGUAGCCAAACUGCUGCCACCAGGAAACCAGUGCAACAUAGUGGCGCUCAGAUUGAAGCUGUGGUGUCAGCACAUGCUCCAGUACAGCCAAUGACUUCCACACCUCUUGACCUCUUUGACCAAUCAACUGUGCAACAGCCUGUCACAUCUGCUGCACCGAUAGAUCUGUUUGCUGGCUUUAAUGAACACUUACCAGCUUCUCAUAAUACAGAUAAUGUAUCCAGUCAUUCUGAUGUUGCUAAAGAACCUGCCCAUAGUGUUGUUCAGAAGGGCAUGGUACCAUCAGCUGAAGCACUCGCCACGUCUCAUGCUGUGCACCAAGAUUUAUUCAGUCUGUCAAUUUUGCAGGAACCAGCAACAUCCUCAUCCUCUCAGCCAAUAGAUCUAUUUGCUGACUUUGACCAACAUUUGUCACAUUUUUCUACUGUUCAGAAAAUUCCAUCAGCAGCUCCAUUGCCUGCUAAUGAUGGAUGGGCUUUCUUGGACAUGCAACAUGGAUCGUUGACAUCUGUUUCAAAUGUGCAAGGUCAGGUGCCUGCUGCAUCCCCUUCCCCUCCAUCUGAUGGUAUUGGUAAAGGAAUUGGUCAAUCAACAUUACCAACUUCGCCACCAAAUGUGAUUGGGUCACAAAGUUCUCCAGCUAUGAUGGAUAACUGGAGUUUAAAUGCUGAGGAAGUGAAGAUCCCUGUCCCCAAAGAAAAUUCUCAGUCUUGGAAUGCUUUUGGUGAAUCUACUCAGAGCACAUCAAAUAAUCUGUUCACAUUUAAUACUAUGCCUCAAGUAGAAGCUCAUCAAUUCUCUAUGCCAAGUGGUCCAUAUGUUGAAGCCAGAACUCCACAGGAUUUAGCUAGGGGUGAGCCUGAAAGGCCAACUCCUGGGGAUAUGUUUUCUGGCUUCAAUGUUUCACAUGUUGAGGUGGUUGGACCAUCGUUUCCUUCAUCACUCCAGCCCCAUUUGGGUGGCAUGGUCUCUCAUCCUGGAAAAUCAACAAACCCAUUUGACAUGGCAUUUGAAUCUGAUGUUGACGCCAAUGACAUGUUCAUGGAUUUGACCUCACUGCAAGAAACAUUACCAGAUCCUCACACUCCCACAGAUUAUUCUGGAACCUUAACAGAGCCAUGGAUUUCUCAAAAUUCCACUAUGUCAUAUAUUCCUUCUGGGCCUCAAGGAGGGUUAUCCUAUGUGGCAGGACACGACUCUCACAUGUUGAGUUCAACACAUCAAGGAGCUUUUCCACCUAGGAAUCCAUUUGAGUGAGCGCUAGUAAAGAGUGUUUUGUUGGAUAGUGGUGACAGAAGAGGAAGGCAAUCGGCACUGGUCGAAACUCAAAUGGAUAUUCAGGUGUACUAUACUAGAUGCGUUGAAAACAAAUGUGCAUCGGAUCUGAAACCCUGAGGUAAAUAUGUGUCUUGGAUUUCAUUGUCCGCGUUCUCUUGUAUAUCAGAAAGGACUGCAUAGAAGUCUACAUGGCAGGAGUGCUGGAAUUUUUGCCCGAAGGAAAAGCUUGUGUCCUAUACUCCCAUGGACUGAUGUAUCUCUGGCAGGCAGUGCGGGUCAAGCAUAAAAAAUUUAUUUCACCAUUUCAACAUUUGCCCGUGGGUUGUGUUCUUGUUAAACCCUGUUGUGAAUGAGGGUUGGCAUUUUUACAUCAAAUGACUGGUUCAUUACCCUUUUUUAUUCCUUAAAAAUAUAGUAAAAAGAUGUUCAUCAAAAGAUAAUUUCAUAUUGGUGUCAGAUGUUGUGUUGUUCAGUAAAUGGGUGUUACCUUUGUAUGUUAAAGGGGCAUGUCGACUCUCGGCAAUAUUAAUGCUCAUCAUAGUAAAAGAUAAUUAUGAUAAUAUCUUUAUUUACCCA
This is a messenger RNA of Sorghum bicolor (sorghum), 3200 nucleotides long. Its product is annotated as probable ADP-ribosylation factor GTPase-activating protein AGD14. The coding region runs from base 297 to 2603 and encodes 768 amino acids. Gene Ontology annotation, molecular function: GTPase activator activity. NCBI's taxonomy places the organism in Eukaryota, Viridiplantae, Streptophyta, Magnoliopsida, Poales, Poaceae. The transcript has 13 exons. The record is from RefSeq and is a predicted model, not a curated record.